UCUGAGAGAUACUGCAGCUAUUUCCAUAAACUCAGAAGAGGAAUGAACUGUGAGAGGACAGCAGCCUCUUCCGUCUCUGAUCUACAAUGAGUACCAAAGCUGCUAUCAACAAAGAAAUUUUUGCCCCACAUGAUGAAAGGAUGCUGGGAGCUGUCCAAGUGAAAAGGAGAACGAAGAAAAAGAUCCCUUUCCUAGCAACUGGGGGUCAGGGUGAAUAUUUAACCUACAUCUGCUUGUCAGUGACGAACAAGAAACCCUCCCAGGCGUCUAUUACAAAAGUCAAACAGUUUGAAGGUUCCACGUCAUUUGUCAGGAGAUCACAGUGGAUGCUUGAGCAGCUUCGCCAGGUUAAUGGUAUAGACUCUAAUCGGGAUUCUCCAGAAUUUGAUUUACUAUUUGAAAAUGCUUUUGACCAAUGGGUAGCAAGCACGGCUUCCGAAAAAUCCACAUUCUUUCAGAUUCUUCAUCACACUUGUCAGCGCUACGUUACAGACAAGAAGCCAGAAUUUAUCAACUGCCAGUCUAAAAUUAUGGGAGGAAACAGCAUACUCCAUUCAGCAGCAGACAGUGUGACCAGUGCAGUACAGAAGGCAAGUCAGGCUUUGAAUGAGCGUGGCGAAAGGUUAGGUCGGGCAGAAGAAAAGACAGAGGAUAUGAAAAACAGUGCCCAGCAGUUUGCAGAAACUGCACACAAGCUUGCCAUGAAGCACAAAUGUUGA
Messenger RNA from Emys orbicularis (European pond turtle), 719 nucleotides. RefSeq names its product syntaxin binding protein 6 (gene STXBP6). Gene Ontology annotation, molecular function: phosphatidylinositol-4,5-bisphosphate binding. Bases 87 to 719 code for a protein of 210 amino acids. The record is from RefSeq and is a predicted model, not a curated record. The transcript has 6 exons. Gene Ontology annotation, cellular component: exocyst; plasma membrane. NCBI's taxonomy places the organism in Eukaryota, Metazoa, Chordata, Testudines, Emydidae. Gene Ontology annotation, biological process: Golgi to plasma membrane transport; regulation of SNARE complex assembly; exocytosis.